Molecule: messenger RNA, 2172 nt
Organism: Malania oleifera
Lineage: Eukaryota; Viridiplantae; Streptophyta; Magnoliopsida; Santalales; Ximeniaceae
Exons: 9
Coding region: 1-2172 (723 amino acids)
Biological process (GO): DNA integration
Molecular function (GO): nucleic acid binding
Source: RefSeq, a predicted model, not a curated record
AUGACAAGUGGAGCUGCAUCUAGUACUUCUUUAGAUACAGAUACAGAUGAUACUACUCUGCGGCAUAUGAGAUUGGGUCAUAUGAGUGAGUGUGGUUUGUUGGAGUUGCAUAGGCAGAACUUACUGGGAGGUAAUUCUUAUUGUAAGCUUAAGUUCUGUAAAUACUACUUGUUUGGUAAACAAUGUAAGGUGUAUUUUCUAAAGUACGGGAGUGAGGUAUUCAGUCAGUUCAGGGAAUGGAAAGCUCAGGUAGAGAAGCAAAUAGGGAAACAAGUGAAGUUUCUGAGAUCUGACAAUGGAUUGGAGUACAAAAAUAGCCAGUUCAUUUACUUCUGUAAGGAAGAGGGGAUCACUAGGCACUAUAUAGUUUCAUAUGGGCCACAGCAAAACGGGGUAGCUGAAAGGAUGAAUAGAACAUUACUAGAGAGGGCAAGGUCUCCUUCUGCAGCUAGUAACGCAAAGGUUCCUGAGGAGGAUCCUAUAGCACAGAAGGUGGUCAUUAGUAGGGAUGUGGUCUUCGAAGAGGAAGUCAUGUUGAAGGAGAAUGCUGAUAAGAAGGAUAUAGUGAGACAGGCUACAAUUCCUCAAGAAAUUCCUCAGAUGGGUGAUAGACAUGAGCCUAUAGGGCUAGCUACCGGCAAAGAAAGGGGGAAUGUUAAGCCUCCGGUCAGCUCUAAAAUUUCCUUUACAAAAAUGUCUGAUACAAAUCCCAUUGCUUCUUCUAAUUCUUCUCAUCUAUCAGAUGAUCUUCUUGUAAAUCCUUCAAAUGACUCUUCAAGCCCAUACUUUCUUCAUCUUAGUGAUAAUCCAGGGUCCUUGCUGGUUUCUGAGAUCUUUGCAGGAGACAAUUAUAUUGCCUGGAGCCGAUCGAUCACCAUUGCUCUUACAGUCAAGAACAAGGUAGCUUUUGUUGAUGGCUCAAGCUCUGUUCCUACUACUAACAAUCGUGUUCUUCAUACUGCUUGGCUUCGUGCAAAUAAUUUGGUGCUUUCUUGGCUCACGAAUUCAAUUUCUAAAGAUAUAAGAAAUAGCUUGCUAUUUGUUACCUCUGCUAUUGAUCUAUGGAAUGAACUAAAAGCAAGAUAUCUGCGUAGUGAUGGCCCAAGAGACCACUCAAUGAAGAAGAUGAUUGGGAUUGCAUUUGAGAAACAAGCUGUUGCUGCUGCCAAGUGUUGGCACAUUCAUCAAUUAGAUGUAAACAAUGCUUUUUUACACGGUGAUCUACAUGAAGAAGUUUACAUGGAAGUUCCUCCUGGUUUAGAUGUUCACCAGCCCAAUUUAGUUUGUAAAUUACUCAAGAGCAUCUAUGGAUUGAAGCAGGCCUCUCGGCAAUGGUUUGCAAAACUUUCUCAAGCACUUCUUGAUUAUGGUUUCACUCAAGGCUUAAUUGAAAUCCAACAACUCAAGUCUUUUCUACGUAAUAAAUUUACAAUUAAAGACUUGGAACAGUUGAGGUAUUUUCUGGGAUUGGAGGUAGCCAGAUCCAAGUCUGGAAUUUCUAUUUGUCAACGAAAGUAUGCUUUAGACAUACUUCAAGAUACUGGUUUUUUAGGUUCCAAGCCAGCAGCUUUUUCGAUGGAAUCACAUAUCAAACUUAGUGCCUAUGAUUCUAAUCUCUAUGAAGAUAUCUCAAGUUACAGAAGAUUAAUUGGCAGACUUUUAUAUAUAAUAAUUACUAGACCUGAUCUUACUUAUGUUGUUCAAGUUCUUAGUCAGUUUCUUGCUCAACCAGCAAUCUCUCAUCAUAAAGCUACCAUCCGAGUACUUCGAUACCUAAAAGCAACACUGGGCCAAGGAUUAUUUUUCCCCUCAUCUUCAGAUUUGCAGUUGAAGGCUUUUUUUGAUAAUGAUUGGGCAGGUUGUUUGGAUACCAGGAGAAGUGUCACUAGUUUUGCUAUUUUUCUUGGAGUUUCAUUGAUCUCUUGGAAAUCAAAGAAGCAUACUACUAUUAGUAGAUCAUUUGCUGAAGCAGAAUAUAAAGCCCUUGUAGCCACAACAUGUGAAGUGCAAUGGUUACUCUUUACCCUUCAAGAUCUUAAUAUUGAUCAUCCUCAACUAUCAUUGUUAUAUACUGACAGCAAAUCAGCUUUGUCCAUUGCUACCAACCCGGUACAACAUGAGAGGACUAAACAUAUACAAAUUGAUUGUCAUCUUAUUCGGGAAAAAUUAUAG